AUGGCGGUGGCGGAUGGCGGAGGCAGCAGCCACCCAGAGCCGCCCGCCGCCUCCCCGGCGCCGCCCGGCAACUCCAGCGGGCCCGCGCAGCUGAACCCGGUCUCUGCGCUGCUGCGGGACUUACCCGCGCUCAAGGCCGCCGUCGUCGGGGCUUGCGCGGCCAGCGUCGGCCUCAUCGCUUGCCUCCUCUUCCGCGUCCUCAGGUCUGGCAGGAAGACGAAAAAGACCCGCAAGUAUGACAUCAUCACGACCCCGGCGGAGCGGGUGGAAAUGGCCCCCUUAAACGAAGAUGAGGAUGACGAGGAAGAUUCCACAGUGUUUGAUAUAAAAUAUAGACCAAAGAAGAGUUCUGGAGAACUUGAAAGCUUGCUCACAACUUAGUGAGGCUUUGGUCCCAAUAAAGGUGAGGCUGUUGCACGAGGCGGCCACUCAGAAAUGAAGUCUCCUUUCGAGAACUUUUCAUGACCCUCAUCAGCUAAGGAGAACUGGAGAACAAUGCUUUUGUGUCAACAAAACUCACCUUCCCUCCUCUUCCAAAUAGAAAUGAUUUACGAUGGAUUUGACCACAAACUACUAUGUUCCUGGGUAUCAGACCAGAAGAAAGGGAGGGUGCGUUCUUUCUGGCCUCGGCUUUUCAGACUAGGGAAUGGUUUUUUUGGGUGGUGGUUUCAUUACAGGUUUGGUGCCUGCAAUGAAUGACAGAAUUCGGUGAUAGGCCAACCUGCGUCCUGGCAAUCGGAGCACAAACGUUCCUUCAGUGACUCCAAGACACCCGACAGCUCUCUGCUAUCAACGCUAAACUAGAUGGAUUUUUUUUUUUUUUUUGCUGCACCUAAAACUUCUGGGAUUGUGUGGGUUUGGGCCAACAAACAGUGUUUGCUCAUUAUGUGAAAGCUUGGGACUUGGGUACAAAGUGUGGUGAAAAGGCAGAUCCCCUGUAUUUGAUGUGUGGGUGUGGGUUGUGUUUUUUGUGUGUGCGUGGGUGAGACAGAAGCCCCUGUGAUGACUUGCUACUGACAAUAUCAAUUGCACUACUAAUUUGCUCCGCAAUAAGGUCCCCUCUGCAGUCUUUCUGGAGGGUCAACUCUGUGUAGUCGGGGGAAAAGCAGCCCAUUUCGGAUGAAAGGAAGCCUGCGUUUGUAAUUCCUGGCUCCUCUUGGUCCCACUUCAAGGAGAGGUCAGAUCUUACAAGAAGAGCUGCUCUGUUUCUCCCUCUGCUUGCAGUAGCCUCUACUAUUCUCAUCUAUUACUUUUCAGGACGACCUUCAGUGGAUGCUACUAAACCUGCAACAAGAGAAUUUUGCUUCCCUACUUUGGGAACCCUGCACAAAGACUCUCAUUCCCAGCCAAAAACAAGCAGCAACAACACUUCUCCUUUGGGUUGAUUCGGCUUGUUU
Molecule: messenger RNA, 1397 nt
Organism: Elgaria multicarinata webbii
Lineage: Eukaryota; Metazoa; Chordata; Lepidosauria; Squamata; Anguidae
Gene: FAM174B
Product: family with sequence similarity 174 member B
Exons: 5
Coding region: 1-381 (126 amino acids)
Source: RefSeq, a predicted model, not a curated record